Aspergillus tanneri is the source of this 375-nucleotide messenger RNA. RefSeq lists its product as uncharacterized. Bases 1 to 375 code for a protein of 124 amino acids. The transcript is spliced from 2 exons. The record is from RefSeq and is a predicted model, not a curated record. Lineage: Eukaryota; Fungi; Ascomycota; Eurotiomycetes; Eurotiales; Aspergillaceae.
AUGUCACUCCCCACGGAACCAAAGACAUGGACGAAGAACGACUUCUUAAUAUCUACCGACAAGAAUCUUCUUUCAUUAUUGGCUAUUAAUUCCGCGUUUGAUCUGGAAAUGGUAUACUGGGCCCAGCCAUUCCCCGAAAGCAUCUUACAAGAACUCAUCAACAACUCGUUCUGCUUCGGACUAUACAAAGUAACAAACGACGACGAACAAGCCAAGAAAAUCAAUCCCAAUGACAGCAAUGCGUCCCCAAAGAAGUACGAGCAAAUUGGAUUUGCUCGUCUAGCGACGGAUUUCAUCACGUUUGCAUACCUAACCGAUCUUCCUGCGCGCCUUGCCGUAUUUGAGGUGGACUAUGUUGCGGACUUCACUGGUUAA